AUGGCGAAGAAAGGYUUGAAGAGGAAGCAGAAAACAGAAGUGGUAAAGAAAGAAGAUGAUUCGAAGGUGAUUUUGCCUCUCGUCCGACGUUCGGACGAACCGGUCACCAAAAAGGCUAAAUGGAUAAACAGAGAACGAAUUUUGGUGUUCGGUACUCGUGGAAUUAGUUUUCAACAUCGCCAUUUGAUGAAAGAUAUAAUUAAGUUGUUACCUCAUGCAAAAUCAGCUAACAAAAUGGAACGUAAAGAAAAUUUAUUUGUGGUCAACGAGAUGUGUAAGAUGUCUCACUGUAACAAAUGCAUUUUAUUUGAUGGCAGACUUCAUAGAGAUUUGUACAUGUGGUUUUCAAAUUCACCAGAUGGUCCUAGUAUUAAGUUCAACGUGGAAAGUAUAUUUACAAGUGCUGAAUUGAAAUUAACUGGAAAUUGCUUAAAAGGAUCGAGGCCACUGUUGUCUUUUGACAAUUCAUUUGAUGAGCAUCCACAAUAUUCUUUGAUGCGAGAAAUGUUUGUACAGAUAUUCGGUGUGCCAGACCAUCAUCCUAAAAGUCAACCAUUUGUUGAUAAUGUUAUAAACUUCUCUGUAUUGGAUAACAGAAUAUGGUUUAGAAACUAUCAAAUUUUGGACGAAAAUGGUGCAAUAGCUGAAAUAGGACCAAGAUUUGUUUUGCAACCGAUUCGCAUUUUUAAAGGAAGUUUUUGCGGUGAAACUCUUUGGGAAAAUCCAUUUUAUGUUACUCCAGCAAAGACAAGACGUUUAUUAAAGGAUAAUAAGAAAGACAAAUAUACCAAUAAUAAAAUUCAGCGUAAAGCAAAGAAGACAAAGGAACUACUUGCACCGUUCCGCGUUAAACCAGAAAAUGAAAUAUUCAGAGAUGGCAACGUGAAGGAAAAGGCUAAACAUUUAAUAACCAAAAACAAAAAGGCUUUUUAAUGUUAAAUUUGUAAUAAAUAUAUUAAGAAAUUUGUUUUACACGCAAGUCAA
Molecule: messenger RNA, 984 nt
Organism: Diuraphis noxia (Russian wheat aphid)
Lineage: Eukaryota; Metazoa; Arthropoda; Insecta; Hemiptera; Aphididae
Product: ribosome biogenesis protein BRX1 homolog
Biological process (GO): rRNA processing; ribosomal large subunit assembly
Cellular component (GO): nucleolus
Molecular function (GO): rRNA binding
Source: RefSeq, a predicted model, not a curated record